CAGGCGCUGCCCGCGGACGCUGCCUUUCAACAUGCCCAGGAGGAAGCAGCAGGCGCCCCGGCGCGCAGCAGAAAUGACAUCAAGUGAUUCAGAACUUCAAAAUCCAGAGAGAAAUGAAGUUGUGGAAAGCUUAUGUUUCGGAUGAACUGAAGGCAGCUGCGAUGGUGGAAGAUGACCUAGAACCUGAUGACAACGUAGUUGACGGAGAACCUUCUGCCAAAUACACUUGUCCGGAAAAGGACUUCAGUAAGAACUGCCAGAGUUACCAAAACUCUCCAGCUGCUGAGUUUUCCAGUCAUGAAAUGGACAGUGAGUCACACAUCAGUGAGACAAGUGACCGAAUGGCUGACUUUGAGAGCGGCUCCAUCAAAAAUGAGGAGGAGACUAAAGAGGUUUCGAUACAGCUGGAAGAGUCUGUGGUGUCGGACAGCUUGGAGCAAAUGAAAGCCGUCUACAAUAACUUUCUCUCCAACUCGUACUGGUCCAAUCUGAAUUUGAAUCUCCACCAGCCAACCUCUGAAAAAAACAACAGGAGCAGCAGCAGCAGUAGCAGCAGCAGCAGCAGCUGUGGAAGUGGCAGCUUCGACUGGCAUCAGACGGCCAUGGCAAAAACACUGCAGCAAGUUUCACAGAACAGGAUCCUUCCCGAGCCCAGCCUUUUUAGCACAGUCCAGUUGUACAGACAAAGCAGCAAGCUUUAUGGCUCCAUAUUUACUGGAGCCAGUAAAUUCCGCUGUAAAGACUGCAGUGCUGCUUAUGAUACUUUAGUAGAAUUGACAGUGCACAUGAAUGAAACGGGACAUUAUCGAGAUGACAACCAUGAAACGGACAACAAUAACCCUAAAAGAUGGUCCAAGCCUCGUAAACGGUCUUUGCUUGAAAUGGAAGGGAAAGAAGAUGCCCAGAAAGUAUUGAAGUGUAUGUACUGCGGCCAUUCCUUUGAAUCACUACAAGACUUGAGUGUUCAUAUGAUCAAAACAAAACAUUACCAAAAAGUGCCUCUGAAGGAACCCGUAACCCCUGUAGCAGCAAAAAUUAUUCCAGCCACUCGAAAGAAAACAUUGUUGGAGCUAGAACUCCCGAGUUCUCCAGACUCCACUGGUGGGACUCCAAAAGCAACAAUCUCCGACGCCAACGAUGCGCUUCAAAAGAAUUCCAAUCCUUAUAUUACACCGAAUAAUCGAUAUGGACACCAGAACGGUGCCAGCUAUGCUUGGCAUUUUGAAGCGAGGAAAUCUCAAAUCCUCAAGUGCAUGGAAUGUGGGAGUUCCCACGAUACUUUGCAGGAGCUCACUGCCCACAUGAUGGUGACGGGACACUUCAUUAAAGUCACCAACUCCGCCAUGAAGAAAGGGAAGCCAAUUAUAGAAGCCCCCGUCACGCCAACCAUCACAGCUCUGCUGGAUGAAAAGGUACAGUCCGUGCCUCUUGCAGCCACAACAUUCACGUCUCCAUCCAAUACACCAUCUAGCAUCUCCCCCAAAUUAAACAUGGAAGUAAAAAAAGAAGUUGAUAAGGACAGGAUAACUGCUGAUGAGAAGAUGAAAGACAAGGAAAAAUCAAGCGAAGAUGAGGAAAAAUACGAUAUCUCCUCAAAAUAUCAUUAUUUGACUGAAAAUGACUUGGAAGAGAGUCCCAAAGGGGGACUUGAUAUCUUAAAAUCUCUAGAAAACACUGUCACGUCAGCUAUUAACAAAGCCCAGAACGGCACGCCAAGUUGGGGUGGCUAUCCCAGUAUUCAUGCUGCCUACCAACUACCCAACAUGAUGAAGUUGUCCCUAGGCUCAUCGGGGAAAAGUACCCCCUUAAAACCGAUGUUCGGAAAUGCUGAAAUAGUGUCACCAACCAAAGGCCAGCCAUUAGUCUCCCCACCCAGCAGCCAAACAUCCCCUGUGCCAAAAACAAACUUCCAUGCCAUGGAAGAGCUGGUCAAGAAAGUCACAGAGAAGGUGGCCAAAGUGGAAGAGAAAAUGAAGGAGCCUGAAGCAGGGAAACUUUCGCCAAUGAAGAGAGCGACGCCUUCACCAUGUAGCAGCGAAGUCAGCGAGCCACUCAAGAUGGACACUUCCAGCGACAUUGGGCUCAAGAGCCAACAUAAUAGCCCAGUUUCUCAGAGGGAGAGCUGCAAGGACAGCCCAACGGGAGAACCAAUGGAAAAUGGCAAAGAGCUUGUCAAGGCAAUCACCAAUACUCUGAGCAGCAGCACAGCUAUUAUCACUGACCACCCUCCAGAACAGCCAUUUGUAAAUCCAUUAAGUGCAUUACAGUCUGUCAUGAAUAUUCAUCUUGGGAAGGCAGCUAAACCUUCUCUGCCUGCUCUAGACCCAAUGAGCAUGCUUUUUAAAAUGAGCAACAGCUUAGCAGAAAAGGCUGCUGUGGCUACCCCACCUUUGCAGUCCAAAAAGCCAGACCACUUAGACCGUUACUUUUACCAUGUCAACAAUGACCAGCCCAUAGAUUUGACAAAAGGCAAGAGUGACAAAAGCUGCUCUUUGGGUUCAGCGCUUUUGUCAUCCACAUCGGCGUCUUCCGCAUCUUCUUCAUCUACAGUGACAACAGCAAAGACAUCUGCGGUGGUGUCAUUCAUGUCAAACUCGCCGCUCCGCGAGAAUGCCUUGUCAGAUAUCUCUGAUAUGCUGAAGAACCUGACAGAAAGCCACACGUCAAAAUCUUCCACACCUUCCAGCAUCUCUGAGAAAUCUGACGUUGACGGUACUACAAUAGAGGAACCGGAAGAGACAACCCCAGCUCAGAAAAGGAAAGGACGCCAGUCCAACUGGAAUCCUCAACACUUGCUCAUCCUGCAGGCCCAGUUUGCAGCCAGUUUGCGGCAGACGUCGGAGGGGAAAUACAUCAUGUCGGACUUGAGCCCUCAGGAGAGGAUGCACAUUUCCAGGUUUACGGGACUCUCAAUGACCACUAUUAGCCACUGGUUGGCCAAUGUGAAAUACCAGCUCCGAAGGACAGGAGGGACAAAGUUCCUUAAAAAUUUGGACACCGGGCACCCGGUGUUUUUUUGUAAUGACUGUGCUUCACAAAUCAGAACUCCUUCAACGUAUAUCAGUCACCUUGAAUCGCAUCUAGGUUUUAGGCUACGAGACUUGUCCAAACUGUCCAGUGAACAGAUCACCAACCAGAUAGCACAAACAAAGUCCCCCUCUGAAAAACUGUUGGCAUCUUCACCAGAGGAAGAAAUAGGAACCUCCUACCAGUGUAAACUUUGCAACAGGACUUUUGCAAGUAAGCAUGCUGUUAAGCUCCAUCUCAGUAAAACACAUGGAAAGUCUCCAGAGGACCAUCUCCUGUACGUGUGCGAACUAGAAAAACAGUAGCAUUUACUUUUGACACACAAAUACCAACAACAAUUGUACUUGGCUUUGAGGAAAAAAAGAAAGAAGCCUUAAAGCUGCCUUUUCCUGUUCUUGGCACAUAAUUUUUAUUUUAACUCUGGGGUGUCACUCUGGCCUGAACUACUUCUCUCUUUUGUUGUAUAACUUGUACAGUGUUUGAUAGAGGUGCAUAAUCAGCUGUUGUUACUGGUAAAAUAUGAAGGUUAAAACGCAGUGGUAAGUGUUUGGAACUUUGUGUAAAUUGGGGUUUAGUUGCUGUGCAUCCCUCUGAUGCCUGAGCUGCAUGCAUUGACAAGACAGUUUAAUUAAGCAUUUAUUAACUAAUUCUGGUGCACUUUUUUCAUGGUGACUUAAGUGUGCUGGUAGUUCUCACCCUGUAAAUCUUUAGCCCUCUGAGUACUUUGAAGCACUUUUGCAUUAAUUUGGGUUUUUUUUAAAAAAAUAAAGUAAAAUAAUAAAGUAUGAUAUGUUUUCCUUUAAAAAUAAAAUAAAAUCCCCUUCCAAUUUAGGAGACAUCCAAGCAACUCUAAAAAUGGGCUUGAAUAAGAUGUGCCACAAACCAAUGCAUUAGUUGGUUCCCCAUCUGGCUAGUUCAGCUUUGCUAUAAUGUUUGAGUGGGAAUUCACAUGAAGAACAUAGACAAGCAUCUCCUACAUGACUUUCUCUUUGGAUGUUGCAUAGAAUUGCCACCAGUUUCAUGCACAAGGCACUUGAGCAUCUGUGUGGUGGCAUUUCCUGUAACGUCUCAAAUCGCUUAUAUUUCAGGGAUCUGAUUCCUUGUUCCAGCGCUUCCAAUAUCCAUAGUUCAGAUUAUUUGUGAUGUUUUAGCCCUCACUGGCCCUUCUUCCAUUGGUUCUCGUGGAUGACAUGGAGCAGCAGUCCUCACAGUUUGGCUUUCGGGGUGUGUGUGUGCUUAGAUAUCCUACAAGAAGCAGCAGACAGCAUAAUGGGGCUAUGCCUUUCCCCUGACCUCUGUCUGACUGAGUCGUUCCAGCAUACCAGGGCGGAGAGGAGGAGAGCCGCAGCGGCUAUGAGCUCAGCAUGGUCCCAACGUGCCAGCAAGAUUGGCUUCCCUAGCACGUUGGCAGUGUGCUGACCGUGCUGCUGCUACACCCAUCCCUCUGCCCAUCACAGUAUGCUGCAGCAACUCAGCUGGAGAGAUGUCAGGGGAGCGGCGCAGCCCCACCGCGCUGUCUGUUGCUGUCCACAAGGAAAGCUACUUGCCUUUCCCUGGGUGCCUCUGGCUGUGCGGUACCAUGCCCAACAAGGACCAUAGGAUGCUUCCAUCUGGGCAUGCCCUUUGUUGGAGUUAACUGAUGAACUUCCAUGUAUGCAGGGGUGGCACCCAUCUUGAACUUUUAAACGCUAUUAUUUUCACAUUGAAACACAAAUGUAUAUAUUGUAUAGAUUUCAAAAUCCUCGUAUGGAAAAUGUGAUUGUGGACAAUGCCAUUUCUUCUUCGUCGACAUUUUUAUCAAUGAUGGAUUUUGUACCUAAUAUGCUCCAAGUAUAAGUGGUACCUAUAAAUAUAUAAAUAUAGAUAUAUAAAUAUAUAAAAUAAUAAUGUAUAUUUCUUUUCUAGGUCAAAGGCUUUUCUUUUAACAUCUGAACAAUGUAAAUUAUAUGAAAGAUACGACAGAUAGCAUUUAUAAAAUAUUCAAAGAAGCAUUAUUCUUGAAGCAAAGUAUGGUUGUUUUCCUUUUGCUAUACAGUACAUCUAUAUUGAUAGAGGUUCAUGUUUAAAUUAUACAUAUUUAUUAGUUGUUUGCUACCUUUUUUAAGGGAAAAAAAGCAUUCUGAUAACAGAAGCCACGGACUGGCGUGCAUCAUUCCUGUUUUGCACAACAUGAAUUUUAAAGGUAUUUAUUAGUAAAAUGAAUAAAAGGAAAUUCAAAAGAGAAAAUUCAAAAUCAACUCAGUGCUCAAAGGGUUAAAUCUAUUUGGGGGGUGGGAGAAUUGAAGGGGGGGACUUGUACUGUAUUUCCUAACAUUGAUAUAUAGAUAUAUAUAUAUAAAGCCUUUAAAAUGUUUGUACUGUAAUACUUUGCUUAAAAGUUAUGAGGCAUUCUGUGAUAUAACCUCUUCUUAUUUAUAAGCACCCUUGGUUGUUAUUCCUAUCGUAGAAUGCCCUCUCUCUCUCUCUCUCUCUCUCUCUCUCUCUCUCUCUCUCUCUCUCUCUUCCUUUUCAGUUGGUAACUUUCUGUUUUGUUCUUCCUAAUUAUUCUCCCAAGAUUUCAUACUGCAGUUUUAUCUUUAGGCAUAUGAAAGGUAACCCGUGGUUACCAGCACACUAAGUGAUUCUGUUCGUCUCCAUUUUUGGCAGUUAAUUUGCAGAAGUAACUGACAGCUGACACCAUAUGAGAAUCUAUGUGUACAAUAUUGGCAUGUAAACAGCACAGACCCAGAAUCGCACACUCUGUGCCCCUGUUCUGUUGUUGACAAUGUGGCACCAUUAUAUGACUCUUCAUAUAACCUUUUUUUUCUU
Messenger RNA from Rhineura floridana, 5835 nucleotides. RefSeq names its product teashirt zinc finger homeobox 3 (gene TSHZ3). The transcript has 3 exons. Gene Ontology annotation, biological process: regulation of transcription by RNA polymerase II. Gene Ontology annotation, cellular component: nucleus. Gene Ontology annotation, molecular function: DNA-binding transcription factor activity, RNA polymerase II-specific; DNA binding. The record is from RefSeq and is a predicted model, not a curated record. NCBI's taxonomy places the organism in Eukaryota, Metazoa, Chordata, Lepidosauria, Squamata, Rhineuridae. The coding region runs from base 114 to 3332 and encodes 1072 amino acids.